This is a messenger RNA of Macrobrachium nipponense, 3496 nucleotides long. RefSeq lists its product as uncharacterized. Gene Ontology annotation, biological process: transmembrane transport. NCBI's taxonomy places the organism in Eukaryota, Metazoa, Arthropoda, Malacostraca, Decapoda, Palaemonidae. The record is from RefSeq and is a predicted model, not a curated record. Gene Ontology annotation, cellular component: membrane. Gene Ontology annotation, molecular function: transmembrane transporter activity. Bases 780 to 2309 code for a protein of 509 amino acids. The transcript has 5 exons.
GUGUUUGUUGCUAUUCGUGAGUUCUUCCAUCGAUGAAUGAGAUGAAUUAAAGGGAGUUUGUCAUUCAGUUUGUGAUAGCACUGGUGGUCAAUGUUCAGAAAACCUGAAAGUGAAAAAAUAGCAAAAGCGACUCUUCUUAGAAAGCCUCCGAGAUCGUGAAGUGGAAAUGGCUUUUAAUUCGACCGGAUGAGUGCGAAUCGGGGAAGAGGUCGAGAGAGGCUUAGGCGAAACACUUCGAUAAAACUGAUAGAAACUCUUAUCGAAGAAAUACUAUAUCUUCGAGCUAUAAAUGGCCAGUCGCUGGCUCUGCCGACACAGCUACAGUGUCAAGGUAAGAGGAGGUCUUCGUAAAAUAAUCACAAGUCAAGCUGCUUCAGUGCCCAUUCACACAGCGACUUCGUCAACAGACUCCAAAAAGUGAGGAAGAAGAAGAAGAAGAAGAAGAAGAAGAAGUUUUCGUCAACAGACUCCAAAAAGUGAAGAAGAAGAAGGGAAAGAAGAGGACUUCGUCAACAGACUCCAAAAAAGUGAGGGAGAAGAAGAGGAGGAGGAAGAGGACUUAGUCAACAGACUCCAAAAGAGUGAGGGAGAAAAAGAAGAAGACUUCGUCAACAAGGGAGAAGAAGAAGACGACUUCGUCAACAAACUCCAAAAAAGUGUGGGAGAAGAAGAAAAGGACUUCGUUAACAGACAACAACAAGUAAAGAAGAAGAAGAAGAAGAAGAAGAAGAAAAGUGAUACUUCGUUAUGUACGGCAAGUGAAACGGCAAAGUCAAAAUAUGUUUACCCGGAAAACAGUCCAAAUCAGCGGAAACGACGCGGGGAAUUCCUUCAUCUCGAAAUGUAGACGGGCAGCCCAGUACCUGUACUUGUUGCUCAUAGUUGUGCUUAAGCUCGGCGGUGACAACGCCGUCGAAUUUGUGGAAAGGAACCUCAGGUUACAGAGGUUCUGCAGACUCCACGAAAACUUCACGGCCCACGAGUGUGACUUUAUGGACCACGACAACUUCACCUAUGUGAAGAACACAACCAACGCUCGUGAGGAGCACUUCGUCACAGUCACGAACUGGAUCUCCGUCCCCGUUUCUCUCUUGGUAAUAUCCUUAGCUGCGUCCUGGAGCGACAGACACGGAAGGAAGUGUCUCAUUAAAGCGUCCGUCGUGGGCUACUUCCUGGCAGCUCUAUCCUACACUCUGUUUACCAUAAUAGAGAGCUUGCCAGUGGAGGUGCUGCUGACUGCCACAAUCCUACGAAGCAUGGUCGGGGGUCCGUCACUCUUCUUAACGGCCGUGUUCAGUAUGAUGAUAGACAAAACAGACUUCGAAGCGAGGCCGAUGAGACUGGGUCGGGCCGUGAACGUCAUCAUCGUGGGGAGAAGCACAGGACUCGCCACAGGACUCGUCUACCAAGAUCUGCCAUUUUGGACUUUGUUCGUGGCUCUCCUUUACUAUAUCUUGGUCAUGUUCGUUGCGACAAAGUUCCUGAAGGAGGUGGCGCCUGAGUUCGAAGGUCGGGUCCCGCCGAGAUGCCGGAACUCCUGCGCGGAUUUCCUCCAUCCCAAAAAUGCGUCCGACCUCGUCCUCGUCGCUUUCAAGAAGAGGCCAGGAAGACGUCGAGUCCACCUGCUUCUCAUUUUCUUCGUUACCUUUUUCCUGUUGUGUUCUCCUCCGAGUUUUUUGCCAGAAUGGGAGACGACCUACCUGGGCUGGGACUCGCUUCAGGUUAUAAUAGUUUCGGCAGCAUUCAUCAUCGGUGGACAGAUAUUUACUUUGGUAGUUCUGAGGGCCACGGAGAGAUCGCCCAUUCUCGACUGUCUGCUAGCAGCAACAUCAGAGGGAAUGACAGCCAUACAGGAUUUGCUGUUAGCUGCCGUGACCCGACCUGACCUCUCGGGUAUUGUUUACGGAGCGAUGGUCUUCUCUCUCUCGCAUAAUCUGGGUGAGGUGGGAAUCAGGCUCGCCCUGACCAAGAUAGGCGGCGAGAGCGAAAUAGGCAGACUCUUCGGCAUCUUGGCGCUGCAGGAGACAGCGAUGACCUGGGCCAAGGAUGUCGCUUUCAGGAGCUUUUGGGAUGCCACCAGAGACAACUUGCCGACGUCCCAGCACGUCCUUUCGGCAUCCUUCGCAUUGCUCAACAGCACCGUGCUAUUUGGGGUCUUCUUCUCCCAAAGGAACCUGGCGAGCAGAGGACGCGAGGAGGGGAGGGAAUUUGUAGUCGACGGAAAUAUCAAGACUGAAGCUAGUAAGGUCGCCGUUAAAUCUGCUCAGGGUUGUGACAAUACAUCGUUUGAAAAGGACUGCAGGUUCUGAUAAUCUACGUAGGUUGGGUGGGCAGAAUCCGUUAGGUCCACACCAGGCCGCCCCUUCUCUUUUUAGCACCUUUGCGUAAGGUCCCGUAAAACGAGAGCUUCGCCUAAACCAACCAAUCAAUCAAUCAAGCGGUUCACUUGAGCAACAUUUUGGAUCUGAUCAUCGAAUACCUCCAAUAAGAAAGGGAUUCGAUUGCGUUUCUAUUAAAAAAACAAUAGAGGAGAUAAACCUUACUUGUAACGAGUCAUAUUUAUAUGCUUAAGGUAUUCUUAUAACAAUUUGAUGUUUCGUCCUCGUGAACCUCAGAGAGGGACUCACUGAUCAGGAGGCCAUGUUGGAAUUCACGUAAGAAAGUAUAUCUUACUUUUACCAGACCACUGAGCUGAUUAACAGCUCUCCUAGGGCUGGCCCGAAUGAUUGGAUAUUUUUACGUGGCUAGUAACCAAUUGGUCACCUAGCAACGGGACCUACAGCUUAUUGUAGGAUCCGACCCACAUUAUAUCGAGAAAUUAAUUUCUAUCAUCAGAAAUAAAUUCCUCUGAUUCCGCGUUGGCCGAUGGAAUUCACGUAAUCUGUCAUUCUUAACUCUAGCUUGAGAGUUGUUUUAAGUAAAUGAUAAGAAGAUGGAUCUUUCCUAGAGAGUGAGGGUCGUUAUCUAGGUCAUUAUAUUUAAAGAUAUUUACAUGUUUUAAUGUAAUCUCCAACGGGCUUGUACUAAACACGACUUUGCAAAGGUGGAUACAUACCGGUUAUUAAAACCCUUGGGUAUACCUAUAGGGAAGAUCCAAAACGAUAGUACAGUUUCAUGUUUUGUCGCACCUCGUUAUAUCUUAAAUUUUCUUUCUGUUUUCUUUAAAAGAUUCGUUCUAUUGUUGAAAAAAUCCACAAUUAUAUAUUAAAAUAUAUUUCUAUGUAAAAAACAAAGACUUUCGAACACCUGAAUGGCGUUCCUCAUCAGUGUAGACGUUAAAAUGCAAAUGGAGAGGAUAGUUUCCUCCUAAGGAGCAUCUAAGAAGGUGAUGAGGAACACCGUUCAGGUUCGAAAGUCUUUGUUUUUUGCAUAGAAAUAUAUUUUAGUAUAUAAUUGUGGAUUUUUUAACAAUUUGUUUUCACGAGACUGAAUUUCUUAACAUUCGUUCUAUUGUUUGUCAGCUGCUUUCACAACUUAUUCUAUAAAUGUUAUUCCC